Galendromus occidentalis (western predatory mite) is the source of this 4197-nucleotide messenger RNA. RefSeq lists its product as uncharacterized. Gene Ontology annotation, molecular function: lipid carrier activity. The transcript has 8 exons. The record is from RefSeq and is a predicted model, not a curated record. NCBI's taxonomy places the organism in Eukaryota, Metazoa, Arthropoda, Arachnida, Mesostigmata, Phytoseiidae. The coding region runs from base 187 to 4197 and encodes 1336 amino acids. Gene Ontology annotation, biological process: lipid transport.
AUGCUUCGUGGUCUGUUAGAGCUUUAGCGAUAAAGCGUUGGCAGAUCGCUGGAAGCGUCUGAGUGGAUCUCGACUGCGUAAAGUUAAACAUCGAAUUGAGCCGCGUACAAGUGAACGAGCCAGGAUACUGUCGUGUUUGUUCUGCAGUGCAACUCGAGUCUGGGUCUCUCUUCGAACCGAGCGACCAUGAAGGCUUUCGGGUGUGUAGCCGCGCUCGUUUGUGUCACAAUUGGAUUCGCAUCUGCGGGUCCAGUGGCCGUGAGCGGCGAUGGCAGCACUUCCAUGUGUGAUAUCCAAUGCGGUACUCAAAACAAAUUCAAGUACAGUCCCGGUCAGAGUUAUGUCUACAAGUACUCGACGAAAACAGAAACCGCUCUCGAGCAGAGCUCCGACGAGAAAUCCACCAUGUAUCUCGACGCUGAAAUCAGUCUCCACGUCAUCGAUUCUUGCCGAUUCGCCCUGAAGGUGGACUCUGCAAAACUGGACGAGGAGCUUGCGGGCGGUGUCCGCAAAGCUUCGCUCGGAACUCAGGAACUCGCCGAGUCUCUGAUGAGGAGCCCGCUCGUUUUCAACUAUGAAAACGGCGUCGUGAGCCGACUGUGCCCGGCCGUGCACGAGUCGAAAUCCGCUUUGAACAUCAAGAGAGGAAUUCUGUCAAUGAUCCAAAACAAAAUGGCAGAUUUGACCAAGGACGACACUACUUUCGAGGACGACGUCGUCGGAGAAUGCCGCGCGGUAUACACUGUGCAGAAAGGUUUCGGCAAUCAAGUGAACAUCGUCAAAGAGAAGAUGUUGUCUGAAUGCAAGCGCGACAACGACCAACAGGUUAUCAACGCAAUCGCCCUGCCCCGUCGAAUGGCGAAAUCUUCGUCGAUGAUCAACGGAACUCAAGAAUGUCGACAGGUCAUCAAGGACUCAAUCUACCAGAGUGUGGAAUGUCACGAGCGUCACGUCGUGAAACCCUUCAGCCGUCAGGAGAAAGGCGCCGCGACCGAAAUCCAACAGAGUCUUCGAUUCCAGCGAAGUGGAGCGAAUAUUCCUGUCAACGAGUUGCGUUACCCUGAAGCCGAGGAGGAAACCAUGCAAUUCGACCCCAUCGCUGAAUCUGAAAGCGCGGACAACCAAAUGGAAAUGAGGGCCAAGGCCAUCAUCCAACGGCUAGCGGGCGGAAAGAACGAGGACAUCAAGGAAACGAACGCUCAGUUCUCGGAACUCAUGGAAUCUCUCCGCAAAUUGCGCUACGACUCCUUGAAGAAGCUCGCGACCGAGUUCGGAAACGAGCCCCGAUUCGUCGACGCUCUCACGAGCACCUUGAGCGGUGACGCCAUGAAACUCGUUGCGGAACGCGUCAAAGGACGACUUUUGAGCACUCAAGACGCAAAACUCUGGCUCUUCCGAGUCGCGCUCGCGACUGAUGUUGAUGCUUCCCGAAUUCAGAUGCUCAUGGGGAACACCUCUCUCUUAAAAUGGUGCCUGAUAUUUGGUCGAUGCGUGAUAGCGUCCCGUGGCUGGGCUUUGACUUGUGACGCAAAGCGAAUCGUGGACGAGGUCUGUGACGCGAAUCGCGCCUCGGUCACAGCUAAUGGAGCGGUCGAGAUCCUCAAUCAUUGUCCUUGUUCAUUUGUCAGAAUACUCAGAAUACUCUCGUUCUUCCCUCAGCCCCUGCUCGAAUCAGAGGACAUCGUCGUUGAAGCGCACCUCGCCGUUUCUUCACUCGCUAGAACCUACAUGGAAGAGAAUCCGACGGAGAUUCCCGAGGAGAUCCACGACCUGCUCCGUAAGCUCUACGCUCAAUUGAAACCCGAGACUGAUAGCAAAACCUUGUUGGCCACCCUCAAGGCCAUCGGCAAUCUCGGCAUCAGCAAUGGCCAAGAGCAGAAGCUCCUCGAGACCACCGCUCAGAAGAGUCUGGAGACUCGCCUCGCCGCCAUCGAAGCCUUCCGCCGUUUCCCCUGCGACACGGUCAAGCGCGAUAUGCUCAUGAACAUCUUCACCCGGCAAUCGGAGGACACUGAGCUUCGAGUCGCCGCUUAUCUCAACUCGAUCAUGUGUCCCACCGAGAAAAUGCUCGCUACCGUCAGAGACACGAUCAUGAAAGAGCCGAAAGACAGUCAAAUGUCCUCCUUCGUCUUCACCCACGUCACGAACCUCGCCAAGCGCUCAUCGUUCCACGAGGACGUCUCUAUCAUCACGUCGAACGAAAGCCUGAAAUCGCUUGAGCUCGACCGGCCGCAGUAUUCGAAGAAUUAUUUCUACGAGAUGUUCUUCAAUCCGUUGGACAUGGGAUUCGAAAUCGACGCCAACUCCAUCUUCACUAAUAAAGUCAGCUCCUUCAUGCUGAACAGCACAUUCGAUAUUUUCGGCCACAAACUCAACAUCUUGGACUCCAAGGUGCGUGCCCAAAACGACCUUGCCCAUCUCGACGGUUUCCUUCGAUUCUUCGGAAAGGAGGUUCUCUACAAGAGCGUGAACGGAAAGAGCCACCACGCAGAGGUCGACGCCCUACUGAAGUCCGUUCUGUCGAACGCUGGCUGGAAGUUCUCACGAUCGAUGACGCUCCUCGACUCGGAGUCGAUCAUCCCCACCGGAACCGGUCUCCCGUUGGUCGUUGCCGUCAACGCCACCGCCUCGCUCGACGUGGUUCUGAAGGCCAUGCCCCCGCAAGGACAACGAAACUCGAAGUUCGUCGCUGACGCCCGCUGUGCACCUUCGCUCGCCGUACGUUUCGGAGUCUCGAUGAUGACGAAGGCGCCGAAGACCACGUCCGGAAUCAGGAUGGUCGUCACCGGUUCCUCUCAAUGGGAUCUCAGUGGACGCAUCAACGUCGACUUGUCGGACUCCCGAAUGAUUCGCAGUAUCCAGAUCGAUGCCCCCCGUGACCGUUCUGACAUCAUCGACAUCAAGUCGGACGUCUAUCUCGUCGGUGCCAGCUCGCAGCGCGGAAUCGAAGCAGCCGGAACCCAAAAGAAAAAUUGGCAAUGGUGCUCCGGAAGGAACACUCAUGUUGUGACCGGACACGAAGCCUGCGUGACCGUCUCGUACCCCGAAGCGACCCGCGGCAGCGACGCCCCCCACGUUCUGCUCAGGGGCCCGAGCCGUUUCAACGUCAAUUGGAUCAAGACCGACAAGUCCCUGAAGAUGUUCCAGAUCCAAUCGUCUUUCAUCUACGGACAACGAGAACUUCUUGAGCUCGCCUUCGAGAUGGACACCCCCGGCUCAGAAGUCGACCGCAAGUUCCAGGGCAGGCUCUACAGCAAUGUCCGCGAUCACAAGUUCGGUCUCGACCUGAUUUCCCCGAUGAAGAAAAUCAACCUCGAAGGAACCUACCAGGAAACGCCCUCCAACAAGAAGACACAAUUCCUCGUGAAGAUCGACGGAGCCACCGAGAUGUCCGUCGUCGGAAAUAUGGACGUCAAGCAGGGCCGCACCAUGAUCCUGAGUCCCGUCGUCGAAGUGUUCUGGCGCAACGAGCGCGUCAUGCGGGUCAAGUCCGAGAUCGCUUCCAACGGAAAUCAGAAACUCGACGGCGAAGUAGAGAUCCAAUCGAUCUGGAAUCAGAGACCCAUCAAGAUCGACGGGGAGUAUUCCAUCGUGAACAAGGACAGGCGUCUCAGCCUCGGAUUCGAUUCCGCCUGGCUGCAGUCCAAGAUCCAGUCCAAACUGACGACUAAUCAGGGUCGUAAUUGGGACGUGUCCGCGGAAGGCGACUACAGCUACCGGCAGGGUCCGAAGAACACUUUCAGCAUCGGCGGUAAAGUGAUCGACGACCACGACACGAUCGCUAUCGAUGGUCACGUGAACAGGAACGGCGUUUCGUACGCGUCGGGCCGAGGAAAACUCGCAUGGAACCUUCCCGCCAACUUCGACAUGGCCUUCGAUUUUCUCGAGGGUCGCUACAAGGGCGCCCUGGGCAUCGCCACCGAAAACGACGAGAUCACCCUCACCGCCAUGGGUUUGAAGGACAAGGAGAAAUACGCGACUUCGAUCAAGUUCCAGCAGAUGCCCCGUUUGACCUCUUUCACCGGGAAAUUCGACCUCCCCAACAACGUCGAAAAACAAUUCUCGCUCCAAUACGAUCUCGCCAGUCCCGUCAAGAGAGUAGUCUUUGAAACCGACCUCGUCGGCAAGACGUACAGCGCUCGGAUGUCGUACACGCCCACUGGAUAUUCUCACAAGAUCAGCGCUUUCGUUCCGUGA